Messenger RNA from Poeciliopsis prolifica (blackstripe livebearer), 2841 nucleotides. RefSeq names its product tRNA aspartic acid methyltransferase 1 (gene trdmt1). Lineage: Eukaryota; Metazoa; Chordata; Actinopteri; Cyprinodontiformes; Poeciliidae. Gene Ontology annotation, molecular function: methyltransferase activity. Bases 383 to 1390 code for a protein of 335 amino acids. The transcript has 11 exons. The record is from RefSeq and is a predicted model, not a curated record.
GUUUGAGCUGGGAUUCAGAAUCAUCUGACAGCAGAUGGGACAAAAGGCAGGGCCUGUUUCCAUUUCCCUGUUAGCUUUCUCCCACACAACACGUGGGUAAAGAUGGAGAAGGGACUCUUCUCUGUGUGAAGCUGUCUUCCACUUCUGUACGCUACACUUGAUAUGUGUCUUGUCCUGAUACGGGGAUCGUUUCUUCAGAGUAGACUCUGCUUCGGUGCUGAUGUUAAAUUUCUAAAGUGGAAUAUCUGCUCAGGUGGUGGCUGCUGUUGACAUCAACACCACAGCCAAUAAAAUCUACACACACAAUUUUCCAGACACCCCCCUCUGGAACAAGACCAUUGAGGGUAUACCACUUGAUGACUUCAAUAAAUUAUCUUUUGACAUGAUAAUGAUGAGCCCUCCUUGCCAGCCAUUUACCAGGUUAGGACUUCAGGGUGACGUUGCAGACCCCAGAUGUAAGAGCUUCCUCUUCAUCCUUGAACUCCUUCCACGGCUUUGCAAGCUGCCAAAAUAUAUCCUGCUGGAGAAUGUCAAAGGUUUUGAGAGUUCCUCAGCCAGGGACUGUUUGAUAAAAACCCUGAGUGGUUGUGGCUACACUUACCGGGAAUGCAUGAUUUCCCCGAGAAACGUGGGGGUUCCAAAUUCACGACUGCGUUAUUUCCUGGUGGCUAAAAUGUCUGCAGAAAAUUCAAGCAUCCAGACAAGUGCCAAGGGUUGUUCCUUUUCCCAUGUGAUGGACAGUGAGUUUCCUGAACGUUCCUCUGUCUUCAAAUCUAAAUGUCAGAAUACCGACCAGCCAUCAGAAGACAACCCCGGUGUUCAUGUCCUGUAUAAAUGCAAAACUCAAAUGGAUUGUCAAAAGAAGACUAAUCAGAACAAAAACCUAUCUGUUCAACAAAUACAAGACUACUUGGAACCUCAGAUGAAUAUAGACAUGGAACUUUAUCUCCUUAAACCUAAAACCCUGUUGCGGUAUGGCUCAAUUUUGGAUAUUGUUCAGCCCCACAGCCGGAGGUCUGUCUGCUUCACUAAAGGUUAUGGAAGGUAUGUGGAAGGAACUGGAUCAGUUCUACAGUGCUGCACGGAAAACGAGAUUAGUAGUGUCUUUACCAAUAUGGAUCAGUUGACUGAAGAGGAGAAGCUCCAGAAAAUGUUAAAAUUAAAUCUACGUUAUUUUACUCCGAGAGAAGUAGCCAACCUGAUGGGUUUCCCUCAGAGAUUCUCUUUUCCAGAGGAUAUCUCAAUCAUCCAGCAGUACAGAGUUUUGGGAAAUAGCCUCAAUGUUUUGGUUGUAGCCAGACUUCUACAACUGAUGGCAUCUGAGCAUUUUGGACAUUCUGAAGGAGAAGAGCAGUUCUCAGUCUUGGAAAAUGAGUAUCCGUGCUCUUAAUUCUGUCGCUGUGGAUGAAGAGUUGUGGAUAUAAAUGUUGAUCAAACAUCAUGAAACAGAAUUUACUUACAUAGCGCAUGCAAUUUUAUGGCAUCAGUGAAGUACCACUAUCAAAACUCCUACUUAUUUUAUUCUUGUAUACUGUAGUUGCACAGCUUUUUCUCAUUCUGUUUGUAAUACAUUCAGUUUUUUAAUGAUGCAAGCAAAGAAAAUCUCCAUCCACAUAAGCAGAAGGCACUGAAGUUGUCAUGCUAUGUCAUCACAUUGUUAUACCAUAAAUAAAAUAUCAGUGUAUUGUUUUGUGGGUUUUGUGUCAUAUUUGCAUAGCCAUUUAACAUCUGUGAAAACUGUAUAUGUAUUCUUAUUCCUUCAUUAUGAUUUCUUUAAGUAAAACCCAGUAAAACAUAUUUAAAUUUUUCUAAUUUCUUGCUAAUCAGAAUCAGUUUUAUUGGUUAAGUUUCUGUGCGCAAUGAAUUUGAUGCAUACUUAAUGCUCAGACAUUAAGUAAAGAUAUGCAAACAUUAGUGAAGCUGAAAUAAAGAUAAAAUAAGAUGUACUUAUAUGAAGUCCAAAAUAAGGUUAUUGUGUAAAAAUGCAAUAAUCAUUUCCAAUCAUCUUAGAAAGCUAAACUCAUUUGGUUUCUCAGAAAAUUAGAAUAUUUUGAAAAUCACAUUAAUUGAAACUCAUGGUGUCACACCCUCAUCAGCUAAUUAACUCAGAACACCUGCAAAGGUUUCCUGAACCUUUGAGUUUUCUCCUUCUGCCUCAGUCGCCGACACAAUCAUGGCAAAGACUGCUGACUUUAAAGAAGACCGUCAUCGACACCUUUCACUUGUGGUGGCAAUGAAGCUUCAUGAAUCAACGAACCUUUCCAGCCCUUUGUUUCGGCCAAAGGUUCAUUACUCCAUGCUUCGUUCAUUAGUCUCUAGUGAUAGUGUGUUAUAUAUUAUAUUAUUAUAUAUAUUGGAAAUAUUGUGAUGUUAUUGUCAAAUAUUUGUUAUUUGACUAAUUCAUCUUUAUAAUGUAUCUUUUCUUAUAUGCCUUUAUUGUUUAAUUUCAUCUUAGAAUUAAGGAUGUUUCUGUAUUGUUGAUUUACUCUGAGUCCUUUCUCAGAAGGCCUCACUGAAGGAAAGCAGUGACAACAGGUUUCUGCUGGGUUAUCUCUCGGCGGGAAGCAAGGCCUCUUUGACCUGCUAGAUUGCUAUAAAACUAUGACUGUGAAGAUGUACAACUUGCUCUGUUUAACCCUGUGUCUGGAACAAGACUAUCUAGUGCAAGAUACCUUGUUAGUGAAUGGUGAUGUAGCUACAUGUGAUGAAGUGUUACAGCGUUCUUUGUGAUUGGGGAUCCUAAAAACAAUAAAAAGAGAGGAGCAGGCAAAUGUGGUUUCAGAGCGGUAGGAGAUUGUAACUGAAAGCACAUCUCUGUCUGUUAUCGCGAGUAAGAAAGAA